Molecule: messenger RNA, 1759 nt
Organism: Neopelma chrysocephalum (saffron-crested tyrant-manakin)
Lineage: Eukaryota; Metazoa; Chordata; Aves; Passeriformes; Pipridae
Gene: SERPINE3
Product: serpin family E member 3
Exons: 9
Coding region: 178-1380 (400 amino acids)
Biological process (GO): negative regulation of endopeptidase activity
Molecular function (GO): serine-type endopeptidase inhibitor activity
Source: RefSeq, a predicted model, not a curated record
GAUCACUGACUAUCCCUUUAAAUGCAGUCUCAUGACUUAGUCUUUACUCCACUACCUAUUAAAGAAGGAGACAAGACGUUCAUAGACAGCUUCCAUUCAGACACACAGAAGGACACAGAAAGGCAAGACAAUUUAACUGUGUGAUUACCUGGUGGAGAGUGUUCCCAGCUCACCUUCAUGUUGCCCAUUUCCUUCUCUGCAUUUAUCCUGUCUGCUUGCUGCUUAACCAAAGGAAACUGCAUCUCCUAUGAUGAGCUGAAAGAGCUGAAAACUGAAUUCGCCAUCAAUCUCUAUCGGCAUAUAUCUGAAGCAGAGAACAGAACCAAUCUGGUAGUCUCUCCAGCAAGUGUGGCUGUUUCUUUGGAGCUGCUGCAGUUUGGAGCACAAGGAAAUACCUUUACAGAGCUGCAGGAUGCCCUAGGAUACAACAUUCAUGAUCAAAGCGUGCAGGACUUCUUGCACACAGCGUAUGAAGGAGUGACUGACUCGAGCCAAGGCACAGUGGUUCAGCUGGCAUGUUCCUUCUUUGUGGAUGCUGGCGUGCAGCUCUUGCCUCACUUCGCUGCACAUGCUGCACGCUGGGCAAACAGCAGCCUGCAGCAAACCAACUUUACUGACACCAACAGAACCACGGCCCAAAUACAGGAAUGGAUCACCAGUAACCUUGCAGAUGGGGAUGUGCGUGACAUGCCGUUGGAGACUGCUAGGUCGUCGCUCAGCCAGGUUGCCUUGCUGAGCACCAUGUAUUUCAGAAGCACGUGGCAGAAGAAGUUUUCCCUUAUGGACACUCAGAUGUUGCCUUUUACCACAUCAGAGGGCUCAACUCUGAAAGUGCCCACAAUGCAUCAUACGGCUGAAGUUAACUACGGCCAGUUCCAGACUGCGGCUCUGGAGGCAUUCAGUGUGGUUGAGUUACCCUACCUGGGGGAGAAACACAGCAUGUUCCUAGUGCUUCCCAGCCAUAAAAGAACACCUUUGUCCCAGAUUGAGUCUCACCUUUCUGCCAAAGACAUAACCCUCUGGGCCAACAGCUUAAAGAGAACAAAGAUGGACAUUUUUCUACCUAGGUUCAGUAUUCAAAGCCUCUUAGACCUAAAGACAGUUUUUUCUGCCUUGGGAGUUAGAGACGCAUUUGAUCCCAUCACUGCUAAUUUUAAAGGCAUUUCAGAUCAAGAUAGUCUUUACAUUUCAGAAGCUAUUCACAAAGCAGAGAUUGAAAUAACAGAAGAUGGUACAAAGGCAUCGGGAGCUACAGCAAUGGUAUUACUAAAAAGAUCUCGAACACCUAUUUUCAGAGCAGAUCGACCCUUCACAUUUUUUCUGAGACAAGCUAAUACAGGUUCAGUACUCUUUAUAGGAAGAGUUACAAAUCCUUCAUAAUAAGCACUAAACAAAUACGCUGUCUUCUGUUCCUCCUACGGUGAGCUUUCCUCCAAAGAAAUUAAAGGCUACAUUAUAUGUAUUUAUUAAAACACUGCUUUAAGCAGUAACACUUUUGCAAGAAAAAGUGAGACUAAGCCCUCCACUACUUUAUUACAUUGUACACACUGUUGGAAACUUAUAGCUGUCUAGGAAUUAUGAGCACCACAACUACAGCAAAGACAGUAAGCAUAUAAACAUUUGAGAAAAAAACGAACAAAUUUUGCCCCUUAAAUAUUUAACAGUAUGGGCCAACAGCUUCUACUUAACUUCAUCAUGGCUGAAAGCUUGACUGUUGCCGAGUAUGUAGGUCAUCUGAAUGAAAGCAUCCUACAAGAAA